AUAAUGAUGGCUACCUGUACAAAAACCUUAAUAUAAACACAGCUUGCUUAAGUAUCUAAUUAUAAGUACCUACGUAUACCUAUAUAGCUAAGUACCUCUACCCACAUAUUUCUUACCUCACAAAUCUACCAAUCUCUUAAGUUUUGGUAUUGUACUCUAUAUAUAGGUAUACUAUGCUAUGAUAUAUUACAAUCAUGCAAGUCAAUAUUAUUGGCACUGAUAAUUCUACUGAGAUAAAUUUGUGUAAGUGUUGUCGUACUGAUAAACAACAACCACAUUAUCUCAAGAGUUGUAUUAAUAUUUGCCAGUCACCUAUGAAACAAACGCUGAUAACAACGAAUUUAAUACUCCUUAAAAAUAUUUAGUCUGUUUUCUAUACGAAGUCAAUAAGAGUAACUAUUUUUUACAAUUCCUAAUUUUAUUACAAGUUACAUGCUUAAAUUUAAAUUUUCCCGCUAUUCAGUAAGUGAACUGUCACUAUAGAGCAUCGCGAUUACAAAUUAGACGAAUUUAAAAUAUUUUUUAACAAUGGUGUUAUCAAAAAAGUAUAUUGUUCUAAGGCCUUUUUUUGGAGAACCGAAGAAUAGUGAUUUUAAGAUUGUAGAAGAGGAACUGCCUGAUUUACAAGAUGAUGAAUUCUUGGCAAAAGCAGCAUACAUAAGCGUAGACCCAUAUCAAAGAAUGAAACUGGGAGAUAAAUAUCCAUGUGACAUGAUUGGAGGCCAAAUAGCCAAAAAUAGCGCAUAUUUCGGUUUCACACAAAUUUGUCAACCAAAACCUGGAGAGACAGUGGUGGUGUCGGGUGCCGCCGGAGCCGUCGGUUCUCAUGUCGGCCAAAUCGCUAAGAUACUUGGAUGUCGAGUGAUAGGCUUUGCUGGAACAGAUGAAAAAUGUAAAUGGCUGACGAAUGAUCUUGGAUUUGAUGCUGCAGCCAACUAUAAAAAUGUGAACAUUGCAACUUUCCUUAGAGAAAACGCACCUAAUGGUGUAGAUUGCUACUUCGACAAUGUAGGUGGAGAAAUAAGCAGUGUUGUGGUAUCACAAAUGAAUCUGUUUGGAAGGGUAGCAACUUGCGGUGCUAUAUCAAGUUACAACGAAACAGAAUCUGAAAAGCGAAAAGCUACGAUUCUACAACCGUCGAUUGUAAGAAAUCAAUUAAAAAUUGAAGGAUUUUUGGUAAAUAGAUUCGCAGAUCGUACAACUGAAGGAAUCAAACAAAAUCUUCAAUGGGUACAAGAAGGAAAGCUGAAGUACCGAGAACAUAUUAUUGAUGGAUUUGAAUCAACAGCUGAUGCAUUCAUAGGAUUAUUUAAUGGAGCAAACACAGGAAAAUCUCUAGUGAGAAUAAUUUAAUAAAUGGGAUGUUUAAAUUAAAUUAAUUUUUACAAUAUAUUAAAUGCUUAAAUAUAAUUAAAUGUUUUGUUAAGAAAUCUUA
Achroia grisella is the source of this 1435-nucleotide messenger RNA. RefSeq names its product prostaglandin reductase 1-like. Gene Ontology annotation, molecular function: 15-oxoprostaglandin 13-reductase [NAD(P)+] activity; 2-alkenal reductase [NAD(P)H] activity. The record is from RefSeq and is a predicted model, not a curated record. The coding region runs from base 529 to 1353 and encodes 274 amino acids. Lineage: Eukaryota; Metazoa; Arthropoda; Insecta; Lepidoptera; Pyralidae. Gene Ontology annotation, cellular component: cytoplasm. The transcript has 5 exons. Gene Ontology annotation, biological process: prostaglandin metabolic process.